This is a messenger RNA of Peromyscus californicus insignis, 5743 nucleotides long. It is a transcript of the gene Dipk1c, whose product is annotated as divergent protein kinase domain 1C. The transcript is spliced from 4 exons. NCBI's taxonomy places the organism in Eukaryota, Metazoa, Chordata, Mammalia, Rodentia, Cricetidae. The record is from RefSeq and is a predicted model, not a curated record. The coding region runs from base 2082 to 3245 and encodes 387 amino acids.
UGGGUUCCCAGACACCUUCCCCGGGUCCUCGGUCACCGCGUCACCUGUGAUGUUGCAGCAUCGUAGCGACCAUCCCAAUCGGGCAAUGGGGUGGCCGGGGGACACCUGCCAAGGGGCGUGGAGGUCCCUACACGUGCCUGAAAUACCGAGGCAAAGGACUAGGGGUCCGCAGCAGGGAUCCGGGACAUCCUUCCCCUUUUCUCCAAAAUUGGUCUUGCAUCCCGGGACUGUAUUCCGGCGGGACACCCUGAACCUCUGCUUCAGGAGAAAGUUUGCGGGUGAUUCUUGGUCUCUGGUGUCUACAACGGUUCAGGUGGCCAGGUUUGGAGGAUACGCCUCCUUCCCGGGCUACCUCGCCCCUUAGGCCGCCGCCCUUAAGUGUUUCCACCUGGGCUGCUGGAUCACCCCCACCUGCUCAAACCUCCUGAUUGCUGUUUGGGCUCCUUCUCCCAGUGACCUAAAAGACAAGGCCUUUGGCUGUUAGGGUCCUGAGGAAAGGAGGCAGACACAGGCUAAGAAGCUUAGCCAGCCAGGGAGCCAGCUUCCCCUGCUCGACCAGGGUCGGUGCUUCAUGGUGGUCCUCUAAAGCCAGGAGAUCAGAGGAUUCUCACAAAGCUGCUCCAUAACCUGGCCCGGAGCUGUGGUGGAUAGAAAGAAACAUCUCAUCAGUGGACUGCUGAAUGCCCUGGGCCUUCGUCCCUGAAGUAAAAUGCUCAUCCCCACCCCCACCCCACUCCCCCAGUAUUCUGCUUGAGAGUUUAUGCUUAAGGGAGACCUGACCACAGGCAGCCAUCCCAGGACCUUAGAAAGGAGGAGAAAGUAGCCUGUACUUGCUUCCAAUCGGUGACAAUUCACGCCCUAAAAUAGUGACCACCUGCUCAUUUGGUUUGAACCCUCGAAGAAACGCUGGUGUGUGUGUGUGUGUGUGGGGGGUUCAGUGCACUUGCUUAUAAAGGUGUUUUUUUUUGUUUUUGUUUUGUUUUCAGUUCAAAACGUAGUAAGUAUUUUUUUUAAGGCUCUUUCAAAGGAGAUUGGAAAAAAUUAAGCAACCAAAGCAUGUUUCCAUACUAAAUAAAUGGUGCUGCUGUCCCCUGUUAACCUGCUUCCUUGACACAGGGACAUAGACUUUCUGUCCACUGCUCACUGCUUAACUGAACUUCUAUCAAGUUUUAAGUUGCAAGAUCUCAUUGAUUUUUCCUGAUAACCAUCUAAAAAUCCCUUCCCUUGUAGAGAUCUUUCCCUGCUAUUUUGGUGAAGCUGGCUGACUAAGACAACAAAAUUUAAUAGUUUGGCUAAGACCCAGGUCCCGUUUACAAACUUAAUAUAUUCUUUUAGAUUAAAAUGGGACACAAAGCCCAUUAUUUAUUUAUUUACCUUUGGUCAUGCUGAGAAAGGCCUAAUGGAAAUUAAAUUGACCGAUAUAAUUUAAGUAAUUGGUAGUCAUAACUUUCCCAGCAUUCCAGGCUGUAAAUUAAAACCAAUUCUGUUUAGAAGCUUUACCAAUAUGUCUUCAGUGCAGCCAUAUGGGAUCAUUUUUAGUCUGACAGAGAGCUGAAAAGAUUGAUUCUGUCUUUGACAGCUCUCAAUCUUAACUCUUGCCAAAUUCCCAAAGCCAUUUCCCCAAAGUUUGCUGGAGUCCCAGGUGAACUGCUGUGGGGAACGUUGUGGAUGCCUUUGUGAAUUCUCCACACAGCAAAUGUCUCUCUUUACAUUUGCACCUCCUUUCUCGAUGCUUUCAUUCUGAAUCUGCUGAGGCAAAACUGAGAAAGUACCCUGACUCAACGUUUACCUAAGACCCUAAAUUAGGGCAGACUAGAAUGCUACUCCAGCCAGGCAGCUGCCAAGCAGAGGUUGGCACUGUGGCUCCUAAGGGCUGGAUCUGAAUCGGGCCUCUGUGUCCUGGCUCCCCCAGCACUUUGCAUUUUGCCUGGCUUUCAUCCUACAUAAUAAAACCGGUUGUUAUUUUUCUGACUGGCCUCCAGACUCUCAUUAGCUUUCACUCUGAGUACCCAGAGCACACAAGAUGUUAGAGCCAAAGGGAGGUUCUCUCUGGCAGAGCCUGGAGUCCUGGUGAGUCUCUCAUGCUGGAAGCCUGUGUUCCCAGUCCCCGGAGUGGCAGGUGGUAUUGCCGGCUGGUAAGGAAAGCAUACCUGCAGAAGACAGCAACCAGGUGGAAAAAAGCUGGUUGGAGGAUAGAUGGGUGCCAGGACUACCGCGGUGGCUGGCUCACAGGCGCCCUGUGCGAGGACCUGUGCGUGGCCGGGGAGCUGCUGUACCAGCGCUGCCUGUAUUAUGAGCGUGGCAAGAAGGUGCUGCAGGCCCAGUGGAGGGGCCGGACUGUGGUCCUCAAAUCCAAGAGGGAGGCUUUCUCCAGCUUCCCACCCCUCCAUCUGCUGGAGGAGGAAACGGGGCCAGGUGCCCCGAGCAUCCCCGAGGCUGAGCUGCUCCUGAUGGUGGCUGGGGAAGUCAAGAACACCCUGGGCUUGGAGCUGCCCAACAACAGCAUAGUUCCCCUGUGGCCUGCCAGGCAGGGCCCUGGCUGGCGGCAACAACUGGCCAGUGCGUGGUCACUGCUCCAGCAAGAGGAAUACGUGUACUUCAGCCUGCUGCCAGAUCUGAGCCGCCACAUCCUGCCCGUGCUGGGAUCCUGUGGCCACUUUUACGCAGUGGAGUACUUGGCUGCUGGUAGCCCUCACCACAGGGCUCUCUUCCCACUGGAUGAUGCUGGCCAGGCACAGGCUAUUAGCCACAUUGCUCUCAGCUUCCUGGACAUGGUGAGCCAUUUCGACAGCGACUUCUCCCACCGCCUCCACCUCUGUGAUGUCAAGCCUGAGAACUUCGCCAUCAAGAGGGACUUCACGGUGGUAGCUAUCGACGUAGACAUGGCGUUUUUUGAGCCUAAGAUGAGGGAAAUCCUUGAGCAAAACUGCACAGGAGACGAGGACUGCAACUUCUUUGACUGUUUUUCUAAGUGUGAUUUGAGGGUGAACAGGUGUGGAGCUCAGCGUGUGAACAGCAACCUACAGGUCAUCUGCGAUAAAAUAUUUCGACACUGGUUCUCCUCAACUCACAGGAGUCCCGCCGUCUCCCCGCAGCUGCGGCUGCAGCUACAGCAGGCUGUUCAGGAGUGUGCUCGCCAUGGGGGCCCCUCUGGGAGCUCCUGGACUGCCUCCUCCAGUGUGUUCUGGAAGCUUCGAUGGCUCCUGCAGGCCACUCUGAGAGAGCUGCAGGGGGUGGAGAUGUAGCGGCUGGCCUUCUUGCCUUAGUCAUCAAGAGUGGACAGAGGACGUGACCUUCAAGUGAUUUCUCGGGUUGUCGCUAUGCAAAUGCGCUGUCUGCGCCAUUGACCCGGUCUUCCGAAGUGUGGGAUCGACUUUCCCUUCUGUGGCUGCGAUGUGGACCACCCUUGCUCCUGCCCAGCUUGGUGGUUCGAUCUGGGUUGGUGCUGACUUCUGUCCUGCCACCCCCUAAAAGUGAGCAGAGGGAGGAGAUUCGGAGUAUUUGACUUGUGGAGUGGCCAGUGUGCAAUCCUCUGUACCUGGCCAUUAGGGACAAAAGGCAGCUGCCCCCUGUUAGCCACUAGCAAGCGAAAGUGUGAAUGUGAGUGUCCAGAUGAGUGUGUUUGCAAAUAAGUGUGUACAUAUAUGUGCACCCAUGAGUGUGUGAACGUGUUUGCAUAUAUGAAUGUGUACUGUGUAUAUAUGAGUAUGUAAAUACACAUGGGCUUGUGUGCACAUGGGUGGAUUGCACAAUAGUCCCACGGUUAUGAGUGUUCCCGCAUGUGUGUGUAUACGCACAUGAAUGAGUCAGUCUGCCUGUGAAUCUGUGCUCAUGGAUGAGUCAAUGUUGAGUAUACCCAGGCAUGUGUGCAUAUACGAGGGUGUAUACAUAUGGAGGUGAGUAAGUGUGUGGGCAUGCGGAGCCUGUGUGGGGGGGUGGCUUUCUAAAUGUGCCCUCUAGGAACCUUGCUGGCAGAGAAGUGUUACUUUUCUCCUGUAAUUAAAUGCAAUAAAAAGUUGUGUCUUCAGGAGCAUGAUUUGCACUGGAGAGUAUGUGGAGUGGCAGCUUUUAGUGCUUUUCAUUUUGUAGAAUUUUAGGAGCACUUUACCACGCAUUAUAAUCUUCCUUCUAAGUAGGGACCACGUGUCUGCAGAAAGCAGUGUGUCUUGCCACCACAGAGACAGUUUAAUAGAGUGCUGGGGUGAUCUCCGACCACAAACAACUGGGGAGCAGUGUGUUUGGGCCGACGGACUGAAGACCUGGCCACGGGCAUCAGGCUCUGCUGUGGUGCCGUAUGCUCUUCGGUGGACUUGGUGAAGGUCUUCUGCAAUGGCUGACUCACACAAAGCAGGCCAAACACUGUGUUGCUCCCCAACAGUACCAGGUGGAACUAGCAAGCCUUGUACCCAGCAGGGUCUUGCUUCUGCUCAGAACAGGGACCUCUGGUUUCACAGUGAACCCAACCUCUACAAGUCACAGUAAAAGGGGGCUCAAGAAAGAUGUGGUGUCUUGAGGACUUGGAAGGGGUGCCAGCGGCUUACAAGGAGAAACAGACAAAAUUUGAAGUUUUAAACAUGUACAAAAUGACAGACACCUCACCUUUUCCUCUUCACACAACACCUUUCCAACCCAGAGAACUGUCGCUCUAACUCCUGUGGAUGCUCUUCUCAGGACUGUGCGCCCAGGCUGCAUCCUGAGAGGAUCCAGGACACCCAGAGGUCACACCAGCCCCGAUGCUAUCUAUGAUCCUGAAGGCCUUUCCCACCUCCUCAUCCCACCCACCAGCAAUUUGCCAGACAAAGCUGACUUUCUCAAAGGAUGUCCUCCACCCCGUACCCGAAGUCUUGCUUUCAGUUUGUGGGUCACUCUGUGGCGGAAGUAAGUGGAACCCCAAGGUGCUCAGGCUAGCAGGGUCUCACAGGUGGCCCGGCCUGCCGCUGCUGAGCAAGGCUCCCAUUCCCCGGCAGGAUCUGAGGCAGCUGUUCCUCCACUGGGGCUGGGUGGGUUCCACGCUGUGGAAGAGUCAGAGGCAGGAGGAUGGUGUGAGAUGGAGGUUGAAGCUCCGGGAUUCCUUUCCGGGCUUAGCUACCUGUGGACUGAUGCUCUGCCUCUGUGCUGGGACUCAACUGAGCCACCCUGGAGUGACGGGAACGGGGGUCUUCCUUCGUGGCCCCGAGCCUCCUGGCCAGCAGCUAUUCCCAUUUACUUCCGAAUGGAAAUAAAUGUUUUUGUUGACUGUGGAGACUAUGCGAUAUAUAAUCACCCAACACAGUAGCAUCUCUUUCUGCUUGUUUUUAGCUACCCAUUUACACACACACACACACACACACACACACACACACACACACACACACGCUCCCUGCCUGAGGAUUCCUUUUAAGGCAGUGGUUCUUAAACUGUGGUGAAAUUCAUUUUUUAAAAAAUGUUUAAACCUUUCAGAAUACUGCUUUUAUGUAAUACAACAAAUAUGGUAUUAUCAGUGUUCAGGUUUUUGUUUUGUUUUCAGUACUGGGGGCUGAGUACAGAGCCUCGGGCAAGCUAGGGAAGCACUAUACCACUGAGCUAUGCACCCACCCCAUGUUUAAUAUUUUUAAUGUGACAAAUGAGACUAGCUGUUGUUAACCCGACUGAGCAACAACCAUACUGAUGAGCAGAAAAUAUUUGUUUUAGUAACACUCGUAACAGACAAAACACUGUCUUCAAGAGUUUUAUCCUAAUUAAAACCGGCUUAUUUUACUCUGAA